Phytophthora sojae is the source of this 219-nucleotide messenger RNA. RefSeq lists its product as hypothetical. Bases 1 to 219 code for a protein of 72 amino acids. The transcript has a single exon. NCBI's taxonomy places the organism in Eukaryota, Oomycota, Peronosporomycetes, Peronosporales, Peronosporaceae. The record is from RefSeq and is a predicted model, not a curated record.
AUGGUACUAUUCCUCUCCACAGCUGCGAACGGGCAACUUAUAACCGUGUGCGAUGAGAUGUACCAUCGCAUCUUAGCUCGAUUUAAUAUCGCCUUGGACGUUGUCGAUGCGACGUUCGCCUACCUCUUGAUGUACCUUAAAUCCGUUAUUGAACCCACGGAGAGCCGUUGGUUUUACAAAUCGCUCAGGUAUGAAGUUAAUCGGAGCACCACACUGUAA